AUGCAAAAUAGACAAUUUGGUAUAUUUGAUUUAAGACAAGAUAAACCAUGUUGUAUUAAACCAUUCCCAUCGAGCAGUUCUAUUUGUAAACCGGUAGUAGAUAUAGACACAUCAUUGAUUUAUCUUUGUGGAAGAGGAGAUAGUAUUGUUAAAGUCUAUGAAUUUGAUUCAAAAAAUAAAAAUUAUAUUUCUGAAUUAACUCAACAAAAUGUAGGAGAGUCUUUAAAAGGAAUUACUUUAUUACCAAAAAGAGCAGUUCAUGUUCGUGAUUGUGAAAUUAAUACAUUAUUAAGAGUAGGAAAUAAUAAAGUCAGUAAAAAUGGGUCAUAUGUUAUUCGUAGAGCAUCAACAAAAUAUCAAGGUGACUUGUAUCCAGAAAGUAUUUGGGUAGGUACUAAUCAAACUGUUGAAGAAUUCAUGAAAGGAGAAAAUAAGAAACCAAAAGAAAUUAAUUUAGAAUGUAUCUUUGAUAGUAAAGGAGCUCUUGAUGCUGCAUAUGAACCUGAAGAUGUUAAAGAACAAAAAAGAAUUGAAAAAGAAAAGAAAGAAAAAGAAGAACGCGAGAAAAAAGAAAAAGAAGAAGAGUUAAAACGAGUUGAAGAAGAGAAGAAUAGAGUUGUACAUAAAGCACCAAAAAUUAUUCGUUCAACUCAUUUUAGACACAUUAAUACAAGGGCGUUUAAUAAAAAUACUAAUAUUAUUGAUUGUAAAGUUAAUACUAAUAAUUCACAGUCAUUAAUUAAAGUAAAUACCAAAUGGGUUGGUAUUCCUUGGAUUGGUAUUGGUAAAGUUGCUGUUUGGCCUUUAGAAAAAUCAGGUAAAAUGAUUGAUCCAAUAUUUUGUGAUAAUGGUGGAAAUAUCAAUGACUUUACUUUUGAUCCAUUUGAUGAUAACAUUCUUUAUAUAGGAGGAGAAGAUGGUAAAAUAAAAGUUUUCUCAAUUGCUCCUGAAGGAGCUACUAAAAUAAAAGAAAUUCAAGCACAUAAUAGAAAGAUUAAUGGAUUAUACGUUAAUCCAUUUAUAAAGAACUGUGUUAUUUCUAUUGGGACAGAACCAUGUUUAAAAAUCUGGGAUAUUGAAAAAGGAGAAUCCCUCUUUGAUGUUAUUGGAUUCGGAGAUAAUAUUAAUAAUAUUAGUUUUAGUUGGGAUGGUGAAAGAAUUGCUGUUUCAUGCAAAGAUCAUAUUGUCAGAAUUAUAAACUGUCGUAAUGGAAAUAUUGAAAAUCAAUGUGAAGUACCACAAAAUGGAGGAAAAGGAUUUUUAGUUAGUUGGUGUGGUAGAAUUGAGAAGUUAUUUAUUGUUGGAUUUAAUAAAAUGUCACAAAGAGGUUAUUCAUUAAUAGACAUUAAGGAUAAUAUGAAAAUUAUUAAUAAUACUGUCAUUGAUACUGAGUCAGCGAUUUUAACACCAAUUUAUGAUGAAGAUCUUAAUGUUUGUUAUUUAAUUGGAAGAGGAGCUAAAACAAUGCAUUGUUUUGAAAUAACUGAUGAACCACCAUUUGUUCAUCCAUUAAAUAUUUCUACUUUUAAUGAUGUAGUUUAUGGAUUUGAUAAAUUCCACAAACAAUAUUGUGAUAUUAAAAAAGCUGAAAUUAUGCAUUUGGUUUUAUUAAACGGAGAACCACCAUCAGCAAUAAGCCAAACUUCUGUUUAUGUUCCACGAGUAAGGCUUGAAUAUUUCCAAGAUGACAUUUAUCCUGAGACAAGAAAGAAUGAAGCUAUUUAUACUAUUGAAGAAUGGAUGAAUGGAGUUCAAAAGGAUAUCCCUUAUAUUAGUCUUCAACCUGAAGGAAUGAAGAAAUUGUCUGAAGCACCAGCUGAGAAUGAACGUGCUAAAUACUCUUAUGAACAAGAAAGAAAAAGAAUUGAAAAGGAAGAAGAAGAGAAAAGAAACGCUGCAAUUUUUGAUCGCGUUUUUGACAGGAUGAAUGAAAAAAGAGAUACAUUUGAUCCUAUUGAAGAUGACUCUGAAUCAUGGUCUGAUGAUUAA
Entamoeba dispar SAW760 is the source of this 1989-nucleotide messenger RNA. Its product is annotated as Coronin-1B, putative. NCBI's taxonomy places the organism in Eukaryota, Evosea, Mastigamoebida, Endamoebidae. Gene Ontology annotation, biological process: actin filament organization. Gene Ontology annotation, molecular function: actin filament binding. The transcript has a single exon. The coding region runs from base 1 to 1989 and encodes 662 amino acids. The record is from RefSeq and is a predicted model, not a curated record.